GAGCUGGCUGAGCGUUAUGCGCCCCAGCUGGGUCUCUCAGCGCCGGAGGUAGGGGGCGCUCUGGAGUCUAUUCGAGCUCAGGCAGUGAGAAGAGGCAAAGGAAACAGGAAGUUCAGAGAGACGAGCGUGGCCACGCUGGAGCUGCUGCUGCCCCGAGACAAAGUGAAGGAUCCAAAAAAGAAGAACUUCCUGGAAACGAGGCUGGAUGUGACAGCGCAGCAGGUGGUGGACAGGAUCGUGGAGGAGUUUGGUUUGAAACAUCUCAAGCUCAUCCUGAAUGGCCGCACUCUGAACGUCGACCAGCAUCUGGAUCAGCAGGGCGUGAAGAACCACAGCAAGGUGAUGGUUCUGAGAGUGAGCGAUGCCGAGCAGGUCAGCAAGGAGGAGGAGGACAAGAAGAACCAGAGCGAGAGCAUCCAGAGGACCCAGAAGGGCUUCCAGAUCCUGUCAGAGAGAGAUGGCAGUGAAGAUCCAGAGAGCACUCCGUUCCUGGAGAUCGCAGACCAGAAGGGGAACCCUCUGAAGAUCCCUCACCUAGAGAAGAAGGCUCUGAUCCUGGCCAUGGGGUUCCACGAGAAAGGCCGCUCUCUAAUGAAGAGGAAGCAGUAUGACAACGCUCUGUGUCACCUACUGCAGGCCGACCAGCAGUUCAGUAAGUGCGGCUCGGCAUUGCUUGGCUCUGUGGACAACUACGCUGUCCUGCAGUUGGACAUUGUGUGGUGCUACCAGGCCCUGGAAGCCUUGUCCUGCCUGGAGGAUGGUCGGAGUCGCCUGCAGAGAGCCGAGGAGUGUUUCCUGAAGUGUUACGGAGAGCAACAGCAGAGGCUGCUCAUGAUCAAGGGCAACAUGGGCAGAGAAGAGGUUCUGUUCCUGCGUCUGCACCUCCUGCAGAGCCUCCUGAGUUACCUCGAAGGAGACGACUCUCAGGCCCGACGGCUGCUGUCCAAGGUGGAGUCUCUGUAUGGACGUCUCUGUCCUGACUCGGAGAAGAUGGCUCAGCUGAUGGACCUGGGUUUCACUGAGAGAGAAGCUCGGCUUGGACUGAGGGCCUCUGGAGGAGACCUGCAUGAGGCCGCCAUCCACAUCACCACCCGCCGACAGGAGCGCCAGGACCUGAUGCAGAGGGAGAGACAGAAGAGGAGGAGGAGGACAGAGUCCAUCACCACCCUGACAGAGCUGGGGUUCUCCAGGAGAGACGCAGCUCGUGCUCUGCACCAUGCCGAUGGAGACGUGGACAAAGCUUACUGCAUCCUGUUGGACUCGUCUCAGGUCGCUCAGACAUUCACCAGCCUAGAGGAUGUUCUCAGUCCUGAAAAGGUGGACCAGCUGCUGUAUUUGGGUUUUGAAAGGGACUCUGCUGAAGCGGCCCUCAGACUGACAGGAGGAGACGUCCAAUCAGCGACUCAGCUGCUUCUGGACAACCAGGGUGUCCUGUCCCCAGAUCUCCUGUCCCCACCCUCCACCUCUUCAUCCUCAUCUCCAUCCUCUGAGGAGGCCAGCACCUCCUCCACCUCUACAGGAGGAGUCUAG
Molecule: messenger RNA, 1530 nt
Organism: Nematolebias whitei (Rio pearlfish)
Lineage: Eukaryota; Metazoa; Chordata; Actinopteri; Cyprinodontiformes; Rivulidae
Gene: nub1
Product: negative regulator of ubiquitin-like proteins 1
Biological process (GO): regulation of ubiquitin-dependent protein catabolic process
Molecular function (GO): protein binding
Source: RefSeq, a predicted model, not a curated record